Molecule: messenger RNA, 750 nt
Organism: Oikopleura dioica
Lineage: Eukaryota; Metazoa; Chordata; Appendicularia; Copelata; Oikopleuridae
Source: the annotation of a GenBank genome assembly
AUGAAUCGUCUUUUGCAUCCGAGGACAUUGACUCGGAUUCAGAAGCAAAAGGUCUCCUCCGGCGGCGGUGGCGGUGGGGGAGUCAAGUUGAUUCUCGGCGUCGCUGCUGGAGCUGCUGGCGGAAAUUGGGUCUACAAGAAUUACGUCAAAGCUCCAGAAUCUAAUGAUCAGAGCUUCUCCAAGUACAUGCCAAAAGCACCAGAACUACCUCCGUUUCUAAAGAACUUGGCAAAAGUUGAGUCGCCAGAAACUUCCACCCAAGCGCCAGCUCCCGAAGUUCGGGAGGCGGCGCGGGAGGAGCUUUCGUCUCAACCAAAAGAGCCUGAACCCGAACCCGAAGUCGUUUUAGCCAAAGAAGAGGAAGCCCCGGCCGCUGAAGAAAUAAUUGAGUCAGUUGUUAUCGAAGAGACGGCAGCUGCUAGCAGUGAAAAGGUUGAGGAGAAAGAAGACCAAGUUGCUGAAGAACGAGUCGAAGAAACUGUUUCUGCUAUCGAAAUUGAACCAUUAGCCGACACAACACCAGAAAACACCGAAACCCUCCCCGAAGAUGCGCCCCUCGCGGAAGAAAUCACUGAAGCCGUCCCUGCUGAGCCAAUUGAGCCGGAAAGCCCAACAGAAAGAAUCCUCAAACUCGCCCAAAAUGCCUCCCGAUCAACAAAAACCGCUGUCGAAGCGCUCAACUCCUCCUCUUCUUCGAUCGAAAACUACAUCGCGACUAAAAGCGGCUCUUCUGUCCGAUGCUGCGCCUGA